GAGAAAGGAGAGCAAGCAAGACGGACCAUUCAUUGACAACAGCCUUUAAAACGCAUCUAGUAUGUCAGCAAACGACAAAUUUGCAGAAGAGUUCCUGCAGGCUCACAAUGAAUACCGUGGGCAGCAUUUAGCACCACCUCUUACACUGAAUCCCAAUCUAAAUCAUUCUGCUCAGGCAUGGGCUGAGAACCUGCUAUCGAUCAGAACCCUAAAACAUAGCAAUACCACCCAUGGAGAGAACCUGUACUAUAAAUACAGCUCACCACCCAAAAAAAUUACAGGACGUGUAGCGGUGGACAACUGGUACAGUGAAAUUAAGAAAUAUGACUUCAAGAAACCAGGAUUCAGCUCUGGAACAGGCCACUUCACACAGGUGGUAUGGAAGGACUCUAAGGAGCUGGGUGUCGGGGUGGCCACAGAUGGGACUACAACCUUUGUGGUGGGCCACUAUUCACCAGCAGGCAAUAUCAACAAUCCUGGCUACUUUGAGAAGAAUGUCCUACCUGUCCAUUAAUAUGUAGUAUUGCAUACAUAAUUAACACAAAAUAAACAUUC
This is a messenger RNA of Ictalurus punctatus (channel catfish), 555 nucleotides long. It is a transcript of the gene glipr2, whose product is annotated as GLI pathogenesis-related 2. The record is from RefSeq and is a predicted model, not a curated record. The transcript has 5 exons. NCBI's taxonomy places the organism in Eukaryota, Metazoa, Chordata, Actinopteri, Siluriformes, Ictaluridae. Gene Ontology annotation, cellular component: extracellular region. The coding region runs from base 62 to 514 and encodes 150 amino acids.